Carlito syrichta (Philippine tarsier) is the source of this 1635-nucleotide messenger RNA. RefSeq names its product butyrophilin subfamily 1 member A1-like. Gene Ontology annotation, biological process: regulation of cytokine production; T cell receptor signaling pathway. The transcript is spliced from 9 exons. The record is from RefSeq and is a predicted model, not a curated record. Lineage: Eukaryota; Metazoa; Chordata; Mammalia; Primates; Tarsiidae. Gene Ontology annotation, cellular component: external side of plasma membrane. Bases 1 to 1635 code for a protein of 544 amino acids. Gene Ontology annotation, molecular function: signaling receptor binding.
AUGAUAGGUUGUCUGAAUUUCUCUCUGCCAAGAGACCUCUUCUGUAUCCUAAUUCUCCAGUCAUCCAUGUGGGGCUCAGAUUCAUUUGUGGUGAUCGGCCCCUCAGAGCCCAUUGUGGCCAUGCUGGGUGCGGAUACAGUGCUGCCUUGUCGUGUGUCCCCAGCGAUGAGUGUGAAGAACAUGGAGCUGCGGUGGUUCCGCUCCCAAUUCUCAGAGGCUGUGUUCGUGUAUCAGGAUGGACAGGAGCAGGCCGGAGAACAGCUCGUUGAUUUCAAAGGGAGAGCAGAGUUGGUGAAAGAUUACAUCUCUGAUGGAAGAGUAGCUGUGAGAAUCCACAGUCUCCGGGUCUCAGACAAUGGAAUAUACAAGUGUUUUUUUAAAAAAGGCAGUGAUUUUGAAGAAGCCAUUUUAGAGCUAAAGGUGAUAGGUCUGGGAUCUGGUCCUCAUAUCUUUAUGGUGGGUCCAGAAGAUGAAGGAAUAAAACUGACAUGCACAGGCAAGGGAUGGUUUCCCCAGCCUGAGGUACAAUGGAAAGACUCAAGGGGAGACAAGAUAUCAUCUCUCUCUGAGGACGAGACCCAAGAUGACGAUGGGUUGUUUCAGAUAGAGUCAUCCCUCAUAGUAAGAGAAAGCUCAAAGAACAAGGUGUCCUGCUCCAUGAAGAACCCCUUCUUUGGACAAGAGCAGGUGGAAACCAUUUCAAUCCCAGAGCCCUUCUUCCCUAGGACAUCGCCUUGGAAUGCAGCAUUUGCUGUGACUUUUACCAUACUUGUAAUUUGCUUGAGUGCUGUUGUAUGUUUGGCCUGGAAGAACAAACAAGAAAAGCAAAGAGUAAAAUACACCAGGGAAGAGAAAUCAAAAGAAAGUGAAGCCAAAGAAUCACUCAGAAAAGAACUUGCCAAAAGGAAGAAAUUAUAUCACCAAGACUGGAGAAAAGCAAAGUUGUAUGCUGACUGGAGAAAGGAACAUUUUGAACCAGUGGUUAUUUCUCUGGAUCCAGACACAGCUCAUCCCAACCUCAUCUUAUCUGAGAAUAGAAGACAGAUUUCUACAAGAGAGAAUAUUCCUCAGAACCAUGAUGCCCCCACACACCAAGGGCAAGGGGAAUCUGAAACCUUCAGUGUUCUGGGUCAGAAUUGCUUUACCGUAGGGAGACAUUGUUGGGAGGUAGAAGUAAAUAAGGGGACAGAAGUUAGACCAGGAACUAGAUGGACUCUGGGUGUUUGUUCAGAAACAGUGAUGAGAGAGGGGUGGUUUGUAGAAAGUCCAGAGAAGAAUUUCUGGGUGGUGGCAUGCAAGGAAGGGCAAUUCAUGGCUCUUACCUCCAAGCCAGAGACUCUGAAGCUGCAGGGGUUCCCCCACAGGAUAGGAGUUUUCUUGGAUUGGGAGGCUGGAGAUGUGUCCUUUUACAACAUGGAGGAUGGGUCCCAUAUCUACUCCUUUACCGGAGUCACCUUCUGUGGGAAUAUCUGCCCUUAUUUUAGCCUUCAAAAUACUGAUACUUCUCUGACCAUCUGCUUAGCCUCAGAGCACAGUGAAAAUUGUCCUGAUUCUUCUCCAAAGACCUCUGUAACUCCUUUAAGAAGUAGUGAUACAGAUGUUGCCCAGGAAGCAAAUGCCCUAUUAGCUCCAUAA